UGUAUUUCUGACAUUCAUUCAGUCUCCAUUUAUUUUCGUAAAUUGUGUUGUUUUUGUACUUUACAAAUUGAAUAGUGAUAAAAUACUAAAAUAUAAAUCAAGUUGGUCUACGCCUCACAAAAAAUAUAUAUCGUAAAAUGCACCUAAUUAAAAAAUGUCAAGGAUUUCUAUUAUUGCGCGUGUAACCACGACCGGUAUGGUAGCAGCACCCCAGCAAGCGACAGGACAAGUCGCACCAAAUGGCAGUACUACCUUACCCAGAUCACAUCACCAGAGACCUGGGAGGCCACCUGCAGUUCCAAAAUCAUAUGAUUAUCUUCUAAAAGUAUUAUUAGUUGGCGACUCGGAUGUUGGUAAACAAGAAAUUUUACAAGAUUUAGAAGAUGGAUCUGCUGACUCUCCGUUUUGUAGUGGCAGCGCAUACAAAACCACAACAAUCCUUCUCGAUGGCAAAAGAGUGAAACUACAGCUAUGGGAUACAUCAGGCCAAGGCAGGUUCUGCACAAUCAUCCGCUCAUACUCACGAGGGGCACAAGGAAUACUGCUUGUGUAUGAUAUAACAAACAAAUGGUCAUUUGACAGUAUUGAUAGGUGGCUUGAAGAAGUUGAAAAGCAUGCGCCGGGUGUACCAAAAGUAUUAGUCGGCAAUCGACUUCACUUAGCAUUUAAACGACAAGUACAAGAACGCGACGCGGAAUUGUAUGCAGCUAAAAACCAUAUGGCAUUCUUUGAAGUGAGUCCGCUCUGUGAUUUCAAUAUACGGGAAAGCUUUUGUGAGCUCUCGCGUAUGGCGCUACAUCGCAAUGGCAUGGAACGACUAUGGAGAAGCAAUAAAGUCCUCAGUCUCCAAGAGCUCUGCUGCCGCGCGAUAGUGGCCCGCACGUCGGUGUACGGGCUGGAGCGGCUGCCGUUGCCGACGACGCUCAAGUCGCACCUCAAGUCGUACGCGAUCUCCGCCGCGCCGAGCCGGCACCGCGCGCGCGCGCACAAGCACCCGCACAACGCGCGACUCAACUGCACCGGCCGGAACUCGUGUAGCAUCACAUAAAGAUAUUCAACGAUAAAAACGUGUAGUGUCGAAAAUUAAAAAACACGCUUCACUCUUGAAAUUGUUGUAUAGUAACCGAUCCUUGAUAAGUGUACAAAGUUUGAAUUAUCUAAAGGUCGGUUACAUACAGAGAUACAAGUGAAGCUAAUAAA
This is a messenger RNA of Zerene cesonia (dogface butterfly), 1200 nucleotides long. It is a transcript of the gene Rab40, whose product is annotated as ras-related protein Rab-40C. Gene Ontology annotation, biological process: intracellular signal transduction; protein localization to plasma membrane. Bases 155 to 1048 code for a protein of 297 amino acids. The record is from RefSeq and is a predicted model, not a curated record. Gene Ontology annotation, cellular component: endosome; synaptic vesicle; plasma membrane. Lineage: Eukaryota; Metazoa; Arthropoda; Insecta; Lepidoptera; Pieridae. The transcript has 6 exons. Gene Ontology annotation, molecular function: GTP binding; GTPase activity.